CAGAGAGGCAACGGCUGGUGUCUGUUGUGGAGCUGUUGUGUUUGGCACCCGAGAAAGUGAAAGGAGCGAGGAUGAGCUUUCUGUUUGCUGGCAAGGCCGACGAGCCUGAGCCAACGCCAGCCGAUAUGGUGGAGAAGCUGCUGACGCGGCUGAGCACGGCAGUGAACCUGGAUGACAGGCGUGGGGCCGUGCGCGGGCUCAGGCUGUACAGCCAGAAAUACAAGGUGGUUGUGGGCAGUCAGGCCAUCAUGGCGCUGGUGGACGUGCUGAAGGACGAUCGAGCGGACGUGGAAAUGUGCAACCUGGCGCUGGAGACGCUCAUCAACCUCACCGCCCCAGACAAGGAGUAUCCGGAAGGAGAGACCCCACCUGACACGGACACGGGCGUCAUGUUCACGGAGAUGUUUGUCAAGGAGCCGGACCACGUGUUGCUGCUGCUGUCACUGCUGGAGGAGAAGGACCUGCACGUGAGGCUGAACACGGUGAAGCUGCUCACAAAUCUCUUCAACAACCGGCCAAAGCUGCUGCAGGAGAGCAUCAUGCUUGAGCCCGUUGCGUGUGCGCGCCUGAUGGACCUGCUACAGGAGCGUAGAGACAUCAUCAGGAACGAGGGCCUGCUGCUGAUGAUUGGACUGACGAAAGGCAACACGCAGAUCCAGAAGUUGGUGGCGUUUCAAAACGCAUUUGAGGAGACAGUCAACAUCAUUCAGGAGGAGGGCAACAGCGAGGGCGGGAUCAUCGUCGACGACUGCCUGAAGCUGCUCCUCAACCUCGUCAUCGACAACACCUCAAACCAAAACUUCUUCCGGGAGUCCAGUCUGUUCCCGCGGCUGGUGCCGUUUUUCCAGCAGACGGACCCUGCGGCGGAGGAGUGGGGCCAGCAGCGCGUCAGGAACGUCGUCAAGAUGCUUGAGUUCAUUCGCGUCUUCGUUGCCCCAGCCGCGCCGUAUGCGUGCGAUGAGAAGAAGUCUGUGUUCAGUCAACUCAUCGCCCGCACCCUCAUCAAGGCCGUUCAGUCAAUCAAGGCGGUGGUUGAGGGUGGGCAGAGCGUGGACGAGGAUGUGCGCGCGGCAAGCGGCAACACGGCGAGUGUGGAGUAUCACGACACGGUCAUCCAGCAGUUCAAGGACCUGAUUCGCUCCCAGGACGAAGAGCUCAGGAAACUCAGGGCUGAGAAGGCGCAGCAGCAACAACAGCAGCAGCAGCAACAGGGUGGUGGUGAUAAUGAUGCGGUGAAGUCGUUGCAGGAGCACGUGGCAGCGCUGCAGUCCCAACUGACGGAGCGCGACACGACGAUUGCGUCGCUGCAGUCGUCUCUCCAGCAGGCACAACACACACAAGGCGAAGAACAACAAGACAACAAGAACACAGAAGGAGGAGGAGAACAAAACGCACUCGAGUGGAACAAGCUGCGGGAACAGAACACGGCCCUCGCACGACACGUGUCCGAGUUGCGGGAAAAGCUUCGCGCAGCGCAGCAGAACACGCACGCGCAAGGCGAGAACGGCGGUGUUGGCGCGGAAAGCGCGGGAAAGGGCGAAGGGCAGCAGCAGCAGCAGCUGAUUAUGGAGAAGGAUGCGCUGAUUGAAGAGCAGAGAGGGCAGAUCUCGCGCCUGCAGGAUCAGCUGACUGCUGCAAACGACCAACGGCAACAGGCAGAGGACCGCGCACACUCGCUCGAGAAAGAGGCGGAGGUGACGGCGAAGCGGUUGAAGGAGCUGGAUGACACGCACCAGGAGCUGCUCAUCGUCUUGGCAGAGGAGCACGAGAAGCUGCAGGAGUACCGGCAGCGGCUGUUGGAUAACCAGAUUGAGGUGACGGACGACGAAGACGAUCUCGACACGACGGGGAUGGGCGACGAUGAUGAGGAGGAUGAGGAUGAUGAGGAGGAUGAGGAGGGCAACUGA
This is a messenger RNA of Salpingoeca rosetta, 1907 nucleotides long. RefSeq lists its product as uncharacterized. Gene Ontology annotation, biological process: membrane fusion; endoplasmic reticulum to Golgi vesicle-mediated transport; intracellular protein transport. The record is from RefSeq and is a predicted model, not a curated record. Gene Ontology annotation, cellular component: Golgi stack; endoplasmic reticulum; ER to Golgi transport vesicle membrane. Lineage: Eukaryota; Choanoflagellata; Craspedida; Salpingoecidae. The coding region runs from base 72 to 1907 and encodes 611 amino acids. The transcript is spliced from 15 exons.